UAAAUGAGGGUUUCGGUUUUAGACGGCUCUCUCUUAGCACCUUUCGCCUCUUCCCUUCUGUUUACAUACCCAAUCUAGGGUUUUAGCUCUACCUUACCUCUCCUUUGUCUCACUAAUUCUUUAUAUAAACUCCAAACAUGAGCAACGACAAAGAUAACCUGAGCAUGGCCGAUCUCAGUGCCGUUCUUAACGAAGAGGAUCGGGCGGGCCUUGUUAACGCGCUCAAGAAUAAACUACAAACUCUAGCUGGUCAGCACACUGACAUGAUUGAGAGUCUAUCUCCAAACGUGAGAAAGCGCGUUGAGUUCCUAAGGGAGAUCCAGAGCCAACAUGAUGAAUUAGAGGCAAAAUUCUUUGAGGAGAGAGCAGCACUUGAAGCCAAAUAUCAAAAAUUGUACCAACCAUUGUAUACCAAGAGAUAUGAGAUUGUGAAUGGCACUGUAGAAGUUGAUGGUGCUACAAACGAAGCAGCAAUGGACCAAGAGGGGGAUAAAGCUGCUGAAGAAAAGGGUGUGCCUGAUUUUUGGCUUAUUGCAAUGAAGAACAAUGAAGUGUUAGCUGAGGAGAUAACUGAUCGUGAUGAAGGAGCUCUCAAGUACCUUAGGGAUAUUAAAUGGUGUAGAAUAGACAAUCCCAAGGGAUUCAAGCUUGAGUUCUUCUUUGAUCCCAACCCUCAUUUCAAGAACACUGUUUUGACAAAGACAUAUCACAUGAUUGAUGAAGAUGAGCCCAUUCUUGAGAAAGCAAUAGGGACGGAGAUUGAAUGGUAUCCAGGAAAAUGCUUAACACAGAAACUUCUUAAGAAGAAGCCUAAAAAGGGAUCAAAGAAUGCCAAGCCAAUUACUAAAACUGAGGAUUGCGAAAGUUUCUUCAACUUCUUUAAUCCGCCUCAAGUCCCUGAAGAUGAUGAAGAUAUUGAUGAAGAUACUGCUGAGGAGCUUCAGAAUCAAAUGGAACAAGAUUAUGACAUUGGUUCAACCAUUCGAGACAAGAUUAUCCCUCAUGCUGUAUCGUGGUUUACGGGUGAGGCUAUUCAGGGUGAUGAGCUUGGAAUAGAAGACGAUGAUGAGGAUGAAGAUAUUGAUGAGGAUGAUGAUGAAGAGGAUGAAGAAGAAGAGGAUGAGGAUGAGGAUGAGGAAGAUGAAAGCAAACCCAAAAAGUCAUCAGCUGGAAACAAGAAGAGUGGAAGAACACAAGUUGGGGAUGGUCAGCAGGCUGAGCGGCCUCCAGAGUGCAAGCAACAAUAGAUUUGGAUAGCUGCAGUAGCUGAAUCAAUGAUGUUUGCAAGGGAGCAGAAAGGGAAGGGGUUUGAAGUUUUGGGGGGGUGUGUAAUUUUUUAUUUAAUUUAUUAUCUGUUAGUAAUGAUGAACAAUUGGUUUGGAGUUUUCUUCUUUCCCUUUACCCUCUUGUUUUGGAGAGAAUGUGAUAAAAAAAUAGUUAGUAGGGGCGCUUUGUUUUUGUUGGUGCAUGUGUCCGCACCUGGGAUUUUGGUGGAUGUGAAUGUUUCAUGAACUCCUUUAUAUUCGACCUCUAUUUGUCUUAUUAUUGUAUUCAUAAUCACUUCUCUGUUC
Messenger RNA from Hevea brasiliensis (rubber tree), 1571 nucleotides. RefSeq names its product nucleosome assembly protein 1;2. The record is from RefSeq and is a predicted model, not a curated record. Lineage: Eukaryota; Viridiplantae; Streptophyta; Magnoliopsida; Malpighiales; Euphorbiaceae. The transcript is spliced from 12 exons. Gene Ontology annotation, cellular component: chromatin; nucleus. The coding region runs from base 138 to 1247 and encodes 369 amino acids. Gene Ontology annotation, biological process: nucleosome assembly; somatic cell DNA recombination. Gene Ontology annotation, molecular function: chromatin binding; histone binding.